Molecule: messenger RNA, 2168 nt
Organism: Telopea speciosissima
Lineage: Eukaryota; Viridiplantae; Streptophyta; Magnoliopsida; Proteales; Proteaceae
Product: probable methyltransferase PMT15
Exons: 6
Coding region: 33-1946 (637 amino acids)
Cellular component (GO): endosome; trans-Golgi network; cytoplasm
Molecular function (GO): methyltransferase activity
Source: RefSeq, a predicted model, not a curated record
CACUGGUUUUUCAACAACGGUGGUGGACGGCCAUGGCGGGUCCUUACCACCCUUAUUUUUCUGCUUCAUCAAAACCUUUCUUCUUCCCAUACUGGAAGAAAUCCAAUCUAUUAGGCUUGGCCUUAGUCACCCUUCUCUGUUCCCUUGCAUACCUUCUCGGCAUCUGGCAACACAGUGGUGGAGUCCCUUCCAUCUCUCGUCUGGUCAAUUCGGUUCCUUGCAAUGACAUUCAGAGCAAAACCUUCACUCCUAGUUUAGAUUUCACGACCCAUCAUGCCGCCGAUGACUCUCCGACGACGAUGGUUACGAAACAUUACCCACCUUGCGAUAUCAAGUACAGCGACUACACACCAUGUGAAGACACCAAGCGAUCCUUGGAGUUCGAUAGAGAUAAAUUGAUUUACAGGGAGAGACACUGCCCGAAAAGAGGAGAAUUGCUCAAGUGUCGCGUGCCAGCGCCGUUUGGGUACAAAUACCCAUUUAAAUGGCCGAUGAGUCGGGAUUAUGUGUGGUAUGCGAAUGUGCCGCAUAAGGAGUUGACGGUGGAGAAAGCUGUUCAGAACUGGAUUCGAUUCGAUGGAGAUCGAUUCAAGUUCCCCGGUGGUGGUACCAUGUUCCCUAACGGCGCUGAUGCUUAUAUCGAUGAUAUCGGCGAAUUGAUUAAUCUUAAGGAUGGAUCCAUUAGAACCGCCGUUGAUACUGGUUGUGGGGUCGCAAGCUGGGGAGCUUACCUUCUAUCACGUAACAUCUUAACAAUGUCGUUCGCCCCAAGAGAUACCCAUGAAGCUCAGGUACAAUUCGCACUCGAGCGAGGUGUUCCAGCGUUGAUCGGAGUAAUGGCUUCCAUUAGACUUCCUUACCCAUCCCGGGCAUUCGACAUGGCUCACUGCUCUCGUUGUCUCAUCCCCUGGGGUCAAUAUGAUGGGCUAUACCUGAUUGAAGUGGAUAGAGUUCUCCGCCCUGGUGGUUACUGGAUUCUGUCAGGGCCACCAAUCAACUGGCAAAAACACUGGAAAGGCUGGGAAAGAACAAAAGAGGACCUUAAUGCAGAGCAAUCUCAGAUCGAAGCAGUAGCCAAGAGCCUUUGUUGGAACAAACUUGUCCAGAAGGGCGACAUUGCUAUCUGGCAGAAACCCACUAGCCACAUCCAUUGUAAAAAGAAUCGCAAGGUCGCCGGAAAGCCCCAAUUCUGCAAGACAUCACAAAACCCCGACAAGGCUUGGUACACCAAAUUGGAGACUUGCAUAACCCCUUUACCAGAAGUUUCUGACAUUAGCGAAGUCGCCGGAGGUCAGCUUGCUAAAUGGCCACAGAGAUUGAAUGCAAUUCCUCCGAGGAUUAGCAGCGGAAGUGUGACCGGAAUCACAGCAGAGAUGUUCAGAAAAGAUACAGAGCUGUGGAACAGAAGGGUUGGAUAUUACAAAGCUAUUAACAAUCAGCUUGGGCAGAAAGGAAGUUGCCGUAACUUGUUGGAUAUGAAUGCUUACUUAGGAGGGUUUGCAGCUGCACUUUCUGUUGCUGACGAUCCAGUGUGGGUCAUGAAUAUCGUCCCUACAGAGGCAAAAAUCGACACGCUUGGAAUCAUCUACGAACGUGGAAUGAUCGGAACGUAUCAAAGCUGGUGCGAAGCCAUGUCUACUUACCCAAGAACAUACGAUCUCAUUCACGCUGAUUCGAUCUUUAGUCUAUACGAGAACAGAUGUGAAACAGAAGAUAUUAUUUUGGAGAUGGAUAGAAUACUUAGACCUGAAGGCUCUGUAAUCAUCAGAGAUGAUGUAGAUGUUUUAGUGAAGGUGAAGACUGUUAUCGAUGGCAUGAAUUGGGAUAGUCAAAUAGUUGACCAUGAAGAUGGGCCCCAUGUAAGGGAGAAGCUUCUAUUUGCAAUGAAGUUAUAUUGGACAGCUCCUCAGUCUAGUUCAGAUCAAGACCCUAAUACAGCUUCUUAGGUUUUACAAUUUUUUUUUCUUUCAAUUCUUCUCUAUCUCUUCUCUCAAAUUGUUCUUUGUAGUGUUUCAUUGUCUCAACCUUUACAAAUUCUUUCAAAUCUCUGUUUUUAGUCUAAACCAUGUUUAGCUGAUAGGGUUGAAUUUGAAUUUGUACAUGGUUCAGAAAAGGGAGGUGGCUCAACUCACCACCAACCCCGAGGGUUCACCAGCUUUGACCAAAUU